Molecule: messenger RNA, 2245 nt
Organism: Culex pipiens pallens (northern house mosquito)
Lineage: Eukaryota; Metazoa; Arthropoda; Insecta; Diptera; Culicidae
Gene: alphaSnap
Product: alpha-soluble NSF attachment protein
Exons: 5
Coding region: 209-1090 (293 amino acids)
Biological process (GO): SNARE complex disassembly; intracellular protein transport
Cellular component (GO): vacuolar membrane; SNARE complex
Molecular function (GO): syntaxin binding; soluble NSF attachment protein activity
Source: RefSeq, a predicted model, not a curated record
ACGACACACAAUCAACUCAACGCAACGACAAAAGCAGUCUCUUCUUCGAUCAGUGAGGAGAAAAAUCAAUAAUAAAAGUUUUCCCAGCACUUUGCGAAGGAGUGUUUAGUCCGCGGUGGAGAAAAAAGGUGCAAAUUGUGUUUAAUCGGAGUGCAAAUUGGUGAUUUACAUUAGGAACAGCAGCAGCAGGAAGAGGACGACGACGACGAUGGCCGAUAACGAGCAAAAGGCGCUGCAGCUGAUUGCCGAGGCGGAGAAGAAACUCACCUCGUCCAAGGGCUUUCUGGGGUCGCUUUUUGGCAAUAGCUCCAACAAGGUCGAGGAAGCCGUGGACUGCUACCAGCGGGCGGCCAACCUCUUCAAGAUGGCCAAAAAGUGGUCCCAGGCGGGAUCGGCCUUUUGCGAGGCGGCCAGCCUGCACUCCAAGGCCGGAAGCCGCCACGACGCGGCCACCAACUACGUCGAUGCGUCCAACUGCUACAAGAAGACCGACCCGAAUGAGGCUGUCAACUGCCUGCUAAAGUCCAUUGACAUUUACACCGACAUGGGCCGGUUCACGAUGGCUGCCAAGCAUCACCAGAGCAUUGCCGAGAUGUACGAAAAUGAGGCAAAUGAUUUGGCACGCGCCGUUCAACACUACGAGCAGGCCGCCGACUACUUCAAGGGCGAAGAGUCGACCAGUUCGGCCAACAAGUGCAUGCUGAAGGUGGCCCAGUACGCGGCCCAGCUCGAGGACUACGAGAAGGCGAUCCAGAUCUACGAGCAGGUGGCCGGUUCCUGUCUGGAGAGCUCACUGCUCAAGUACAGCGCCAAGGAGUACUUCUUCCGGGCUGCGCUCUGCCAUCUCAGCGUCGAUCUGCUGAACGCCCAGCACGCGCUCGAGAAGUACGCACAACAGUAUCCGGCCUUCCAGGACUCGCGGGAGUACAAGCUGGUCAAGACUCUCUGCGAACAUCUGGAGGAGCAAAACGUGGACGGGUUCACCGACGCGGUCAAGGAUUACGACAGCAUUUCCCGGCUCGACCAGUGGUACACCACAAUCUUGCUCAGAAUCAAAAAGCAAGCCAACGAUAAUCCCGACCUGCGAUAAAUUGCGUUCCGGUUGGCACGAGAUCAGAGGAAGAAAGGAAGGAUGAGAAUACACAAACACGAAAAACUGCAGUGUAGUCGAUCACUUAACCCCCCCAUCUAUCUCUACUAAUUACAACACACAGACAGAAACACACACACAAACUUGUUUGAUUCAUAGAUAUUUGUUAAAAAGAAAACAUAUAACAGAAGAAAGAGUACUCUACUAUUCGAUGGAUGUGUGCGUGCUUAAAAAAAUUCAACAGGAUCGCAAAAAACGUGUUUUGUCCUCGUUUCCAAUAAUAUUAUAUCAACAAUUAUAUACAGAUUAGCGUUAAGUGCAAAGACUUUACCUUGAUAUGAUAUCAUUAACAGAAGUCGGAGCAAUUGUACUGUACAGUUGGUUCAGUUGUUUUCAUAUUGUUUACGGCGGAAACAUUCCGUUUUAGUUGUUGAAUCACUCGAUAAAAAAUCUAACAUGUUAUGGCACUCUCGCUAACCAAGUGUUUUUAUUUGUAUUGUUCGUUACAAUCAGAGCAAAUUCGUGCUUUUAUUUCGACUAUGUUCCUUUUCCAAACAUUGCCCUCUCUUUUUAAAUUUCCUAGUCAGCGACAAGAAAAAUCACACAACUCAAUCGAACUUAUCGGGAAGAGAAAAAAAAGUACAGAAAAUAAUAUGCAAGCGUUACAAUUAUUACUAGCACUCGACUCGGAAAACAAAUCAAUGCUUUGAACCGCAGCUAAAAUAGUGCAAUUUUGCGCCACUGAUGUGUGUGCAGUAAUUUGGAAGAAGAGAAAAAACACUCACAAGCAUAUUCGAGCAUCAGAAGAAAAAAAAACUAGUUAUUCAUCAGUACUAAGUAUAGCAAAAAAUGAACCGACAGAAAACUACCCACUCUAUGGAGGAAUAAUUAAAAACAAAAAAAUAAUGAAAUAACAAUUUAUCUUUAGCUACUAUAGUAAAAAAAGUAAACUAAUUUUAAUAGACAGCGACUCAAUUUUGAACAUAAAGAAAACCCUACGUUGUUGCAGAACUUUCGUCAGCAUCGCGCUGACCGCGGUGGAAUAGUAAAUUAUGUCAAAACAAAAAAUACAACUACUAAACGAAUGAAAACAAAAAUCUACCAUAACGAACAGACAAUUCCAACAUUUAAACUACACCAACGCCAGACUUGCAU